Messenger RNA from Danio rerio (zebrafish), 1647 nucleotides. It is a transcript of the gene opn1mw2, whose product is annotated as opsin 1 (cone pigments), medium-wave-sensitive, 2. Gene Ontology annotation, biological process: G protein-coupled receptor signaling pathway; phototransduction; signal transduction. Gene Ontology annotation, cellular component: membrane; plasma membrane. Lineage: Eukaryota; Metazoa; Chordata; Actinopteri; Cypriniformes; Danionidae. The record is from RefSeq and is marked provisional. Gene Ontology annotation, molecular function: G protein-coupled receptor activity.
ACAGUUUUGCUGGUGUCUUCUUGGCAUACGUGCAACACCUCCAGCAGGAUGAACGGCACCGAAGGAAACAACUUUUACAUUCCUAUGUCCAACAGGACUGGGCUAGUGAGGAGUCCUUACGAAUACACACAGUAUUACCUGGCAGAUCCAUGGCAGUUUAAGGCACUGGCUUUUUACAUGUUUUUUCUGAUUUGCUUCGGGCUGCCGAUCAACGUGCUCACGCUGUUGGUCACAGCUCAGCACAAAAAGCUGAGACAGCCUUUAAAUUAUAUUUUGGUGAACUUGGCUUUCGCUGGAACAAUUAUGGCCUUUUUUGGAUUCACGGUUACGUUCUAUUGCUCCAUUAAUGGUUAUAUGGCUCUAGGUCCUACAGGUUGUGCCAUUGAAGGCUUCUUUGCUACACUCGGAGGUCAGGUUGCUCUUUGGUCUCUUGUGGUUCUUGCCAUUGAGAGAUACAUAGUGGUUUGCAAGCCAAUGGGAAGCUUCAAAUUCUCCUCAAACCAUGCGAUGGCCGGCAUUGCCUUCACAUGGGUCAUGGCCUCUAGCUGUGCAGUCCCCCCACUUUUUGGCUGGUCCCGAUACAUCCCAGAGGGAAUGCAGACAUCCUGCGGACCAGAUUAUUACACCCUGAACCCAGAAUACAACAAUGAAUCAUAUGUUUUGUACAUGUUCAGCUGUCAUUUCUGCGUUCCUGUUACAACCAUCUUCUUCACUUAUGGAAGCCUCGUUUGCACAGUCAAAGCUGCUGCAGCUCAACAGCAGGAAUCUGAGUCCACUCAAAAGGCUGAGAGGGAAGUAACACGCAUGGUCAUCCUAAUGGUUUUGGGCUUCUUGGUGGCUUGGGUUCCCUAUGCCAGCUUUGCGGCCUGGAUCUUUUUUAACAGGGGAGCUGCUUUCUCCGCACAAGCCAUGGCUAUCCCAGCUUUUUUCUCAAAAGCCUCUGCCUUGUUUAACCCCAUUAUCUAUGUGCUCCUAAACAAACAGUUCCGUAGCUGCAUGCUCAACACCCUUUUCUGUGGCAAGAGUCCUCUCGGUGAUGAUGAGUCCUCCUCAGUUUCAACAAGCAAAACAGAGGUGUCCUCUGUGUCUCCAGCGUAGAACUAAUUGCCAACUAUGCUUUCUCAAUGAUUCUUUUAAUGCUUUGGAGUCCACUGUCUUCAAUAAGCCUAAAUAUCCACUCCUCAAUCUCUGUAUAUUUUGAAAAAUCACAAAUAGGGCCCUAUACUCCCCUCUCUCCCCCUUAUCUCUCUGCCUUGGAUCCAUCGAGUUCAAAGAAGACAUUAGCUGGCUUUCCAGACACAUUCUCUUCGAUAAAUAGAGCGUGGGUAGAUUAGUUGUGAUCAGCACUAGUUUAUCUCACGUCUCUCCACCGAUGCUUCAUCUUAAGGUAUAGCUCACCACUAAAUCUGAGCAUAAGCCUCUUUUCUUGUCAUCAUCACAUCAGUAGGUCGUGACCAGAACUGCUUUAACUCACCCAAGGGUUCAGCGAGAUACGUCAUCAUACACUGAGUUACCUUUUCACAUCGACAUUAUGGAUUGUUACUCCUUUAUUUUUGUUUUCAGCUGAUUUGUCAGCAUUUCUGUACAUAUUUUCUAUAUGGUAUAUUUGUUGAAAAGUAGAAUAAUAAAUACAUGCAUUCAAAUGUC